AUGCGCAUCACUUUGGAGGACUGGACAGAUUGUGUAGCAAUUGGGGGGUAUAGGAUUGCAAACUUGCGAUACGCGGAUGAUACCACUUUGUUUGCAACUAAUGCGCAAUGCUUGGGGGAGUUACUGUCGAGGAUAGAACGUGUGAGCCUUGAGUUUGGAUUAAGGAUUAACCGCAUUAAGACCAAGGAGAUGGUUGUCGAUCGCGCUAUGAAUAACUCGCCGGACGUGACUCAAAUUGCGGGUUGCGACGUGGUCCAGUCCUACAUAUACCUUGGGGCGUUAAUCUCAAAUAAUGGCGGAUGCAUGGACGAAAUCAGAAGGCGCAAUGGCUGUCACGAGGUCGGCGAUGGACGGGCUGAGGAAAAUAUGGAGAAAUAG
Molecule: messenger RNA, 378 nt
Organism: Bombyx mori (domestic silkworm)
Lineage: Eukaryota; Metazoa; Arthropoda; Insecta; Lepidoptera; Bombycidae
Exons: 1
Coding region: 1-378 (125 amino acids)
Source: RefSeq, a predicted model, not a curated record